This is a messenger RNA of Aspergillus bombycis, 2415 nucleotides long. RefSeq names its product dynamin GTPase. The transcript has 4 exons. Gene Ontology annotation, molecular function: GTP binding; microtubule binding; GTPase activity. Gene Ontology annotation, cellular component: cytoplasm; microtubule; membrane. The record is from RefSeq and is a predicted model, not a curated record. The coding region runs from base 1 to 2415 and encodes 804 amino acids. NCBI's taxonomy places the organism in Eukaryota, Fungi, Ascomycota, Eurotiomycetes, Eurotiales, Aspergillaceae.
AUGGUCCUGAGAAAAUUCUUUACAAACUCCCUUGAAGAGCUUUGCACCAAGGAGCAACUAGAAUUGCUCGACUCCAUUGACACACUACGUUUGCAGGGCAUCAGCCAUUAUAUUUCGCUGCCCCAAAUCAUCGUCUGUGGGGAUCAAUCCUCUGGGAAGAGCUCGGUCCUGGAAGCAAUCUCGGGUGUUUCAUUCCCCGUACGAAGUAACCUCUGUACACGAUUCCCUACAGAGCUCGUCCUCCGCAAGAGCCCCCAGAUCGGGUCGCUAAGUCAGUUCCAUGAAGAACUUGAAGACUUCGAUGGCUUGCCUCGUCUGAUCGACAAUGCCAAGGCCAUCAUGGGCAUCUCUACACAUGGAAAGGCGUUUUCCAAUGAUCUCCUGCGUGUCGAGAUCUCCGGCCCUGACCGGCCCCAUUUGACCAUCGUCGAUCUACCCGGUCUUAUUCAUUCCGAAACCAAGCAGCAGUCGGCAGCGGAUGUGAAACUUGUGCAGGAUGUUGUACAGUCCUAUAUGCAGGAGCCACGUUCAAUUAUCCUGGCUGUGGUGUCUGCCAAGAACGAUUUCGCUAAUCAGAUUGUCCUUAAAUUAGCCCGGGAGGCUGACAGGACCGGAUCGCGGACGUUAGGUGUUAUUACCAAACCGGAUACUCUGACCCCGGGAUCGGAGACCGAGGCGAUGUUUGUUUCCUUGGCGAGGAAUCAAGAGGUCUCCUUCCGUCACGGUUGGCAUGUACUGAAAAACAAGGAUUCAGAGAAGAGCAACGGGACGUUGGUGGAACGGGAUGUGGAGGAAGAACAGUUUUUUGCCAAGGGUGUCUGGCGAGACCUUCCCUCAUCUGACGUUGCUAUUAUGCCUUUUCGGGAGCGCCUAAGCAAGGUACUACUUGGGCAAAUUGCGACUGAACUUCCCAGCCUGAUAGAAGAAAUUCAAGUCCAAGUUGGUGACUGUCAGCGGAAGCUGGAGAGACUCGGACGCCCUCGAACUACUAUAGCUGAGCAAAAGUACUAUCUCUUGCAUAUCAGCCAGAGCUUCCAGAACCUUGUGAGGACUGCCACUGAUGGCACAUACGACGACCCCUUCUUCGAUAGUGCUCAGUCGACGAAUGGUUAUAGCAAACGGAUACGUGCUGUAAUGCAAAAUCUGAAUCAAGAGUUCACUGAAAGGAUCAACUCGGGCGGUCAUUAUCGUGAAAUUACAGAGGGAUGUAAGACCGAAGCAGUAUCGAGACAUCAGAUCCUAGUCACACGAGAAGACUAUAUCCAGCAUAUCCAAGAGGUUCUCAAACGCACGCGAGGCAAAGAGCUCCCUGGAACAUUCAAUCCGUUAAUAAUAGGUGAGCUCUUCCGUGAACAAUCCAGCCAAUGGGAAACUAUCGCGCGAGGUCACGUAACGACCGCCUGGAAUACCGCAAAAAAGUUCGUUAGGGCUGUUGUAUUGCACAUAAGUGAUAUCACUACCUCGAACGCGCUGCUCCAGGAGGUUGUAGACCCGAGGUUUGACCAGCUCCUGAAGGACCUGCAGCAGCGAACCAGUGAUCUUCUUCAGCCCCAUCAGCAGGGCCAUCCAAUCACAUACAAUCACUAUUUUACCGAGAAUCUUCAUCAGGCCCGGCGCGAAGUUUGGGGAGAUAGUCUGUCAAAGAUCAUUCGCAACUUCUUUGGCGUCUCAUCCCUGAAGGAUGUCUAUCUGGAUGAAAGAUCAUAUGAUCUGCAUCGUCUUCGUGAUUCGAUCCUUCAGUCCACAGAGUCUGACAUGAGCCGCUUUGCUGCCACAGAGGCGCUUGAAUGCAUGCUUGCGUACUACAAGGUCGCUCUCAAACGGUUUAUUGACGGUGUGGCGAUCGAGGUCAUCGAGACCAAUCUCAUCAAGCCACUGACAGAUAUGUUUGCACCGUUAAUUGUGUUUGAUAUGCCUGAUGACCUUGCAACGCGUAUUGCGGGAGAGUCAACAGAGAACAAGUCUCGCCGAGAUCAACUCUCCAUAAAGCUGCACAUCCUGCGCAAGGGAUCUGAAACGUGUAGAAGGUUUAUUGGUAUACGAGGGCUCGACAUCGUUGACGAUGGUCGAUCCGACAAGCCGGAUAGUCUGGAAGUUGUUGAUACCCCAAAAGACAGCAUUGCUGAUCCUCACGAAAACGAUAGCCAUUCAUUUAUAGACAUGUCAGUGGACAAUCCCCGUUUUAGUUACAACAUGCACAAUGUUAUUUCUCAAGUUUCCGAUGACACUCCCCCUCCCGUGGAUGAGCCAACCCCUGCAGAGAUAGUCGCUGAAUCGGACUACGAUCAUAUAGUGGAUCAGCCCAAUGAAAGCCCCACCGUUCGAGUAACAGGAUUGAAGAAACCGAAAAAGGGAAAAGGUAAAAAGAAAUCAAAGCGGUAUGACGGCGGGGAAAUAGCAAAGGCACUGGAAUAA